GUUGAAUUGGACACAUCUCGUCAGUAUAAACUGUAUUUAUGAUGAUAUUUUGUUCCCGUUCUUAUUCAUUCCCUAAUAUUUUGCCUAUCUAUCCCCACUUGUUUUAUUUUUCUGUUUAGGAUAACAUGAUAAAACCCGAAGUAAUGUUAUUUGAAGAAUGCCAUUCAAACAUACUUCGUGACAGAAGUUUCCAGAAACAUUCUUAUAAUAACAAACACGACAGUGAAGAUGGUAAACUUGCUCACUCAUCUUUUGAAGAAUGCAAAAAUGUAAAGAUAUGUGAUGAUAUUACACAGACAGUGCAUAUUCCAUGUGAUAAUGUUCUGUGUAAUCUUUCAGGUGUAGAAAGUGCAACCACUGAGAGUGACCAGAAUUCGGAUAUCGCCACUGACCAUCUAUCUUUAACGCCAUUUUUUGAUCUUACUCCGAAUUCAUUGGAUAGGGAGAUUUCUAUGAGAGUGAGAGUGAGUGUCUGCAAAUUGCAGGAAGCACAGAUUGAUGAAUUCGAAACAGUUAAAAAUUGUUCGCUAACAACUGAUUCAGCUUUUCAAAAUGAGCCAUACAGAGAAUCGACAAAAUCAAUCGCAACAUCCAAUAAACAAUCCUCAAAGAAUCUCUCCAACUCUGAUUCUACAGAAAGCGUUUGUAGUAAACGUAAAGUAAGUAGAAAGAGGAGGCCUUGUUCUUACAGUGGAACAGAGGAACUUGUUGAGGAAGAAGCAGUUGGAAAUAUCCCGCGGAAAUCGGAAACCACGAAAAGGAUUAGUUCCCCUGUUAAAUCUUUACGAAGAUCAAGUCGCUUGAGUGGCCUGCGUAAAAGGGAAUUGGAAAUUCAUGUAAAAGUGGACGCUAUCCCUGAAGAAAGUUGUAAUUCUACUGUAGCUGAUACUGACGCUAAAAGAUAUUUAGGAAAUGUAAAUAAACGAAGGGGUAGAAAUGGAACAGCUACUGCAGAUUCAUCGGAAAGUGAAGAUAAAGUUCUCGAAGUAUCAGGUAAUUUGUCUGAUACCUCUUCGAAAACAAAUACCGAUGUGACCAAAUGUGUUUAUCUGCUCUUCAGUGGUAUUGAGUCAUCCGUGUAUACAAGUACCUUGAAGAAGUUAGGCGCGUGCGAAACAAGCGAUGCUACGCUUGCUGACUAUGUCAUUACGGACGAGAUAAGGCGUACAUUAAAGAUAUUGUAUUCAAGAGCACGUGGUAUACCCGUCAUCUCAGUGGAUUGGUUAAAGGCAUGCAAGAAAUGUCGUAAAGGUUCCAAUCCAGGUAUGUUUAUGAAAGAGUAA
This is a messenger RNA of Trichobilharzia szidati, 1283 nucleotides long. The record is from the annotation of a GenBank genome assembly. Lineage: Eukaryota; Metazoa; Platyhelminthes; Trematoda; Strigeidida; Schistosomatidae.